CCGAACUUUAAAAAUGUGAGAUGUAAAAUUGUAUGCACAAGGAUGUAAGGAAACUGAAAAAUAAGGAUUUAAUUCGGUCUGUUUUUAUCCUGUUAUGAUAAAGUUUUCCAUGAUGGAUUUCGUUGAAUUCAGAAAUGUUUUAAAGAUUAUAUUUGUUAGCUGUUUAUUUGUGGGAAUUAGCCAAGGGUUUACCAUUAGUUUAGUUCCAUCCAAUACAUUUAUAGUAGAAACUCAGUCUACUGAUCUGUUGAUGUCUACUGUGGGUGAAAGUGAAGGAAUCGCUGAAGUUAAUGGGAGCCUAACCUGUCAAAUUAGCAAAACUGAGGUUUUGUUGACCAAUGGGCAAAGUUCAACCACGUUUGGUUCCCCCUUUUCUAUCGGCUCAGGUGAUACUGGUAUAAAUUCUGGAACACUCUUCUUCAACACUUUUGGUAACAAUGUAUUUUUUAACGCUGACAGUCCAUUCAAACUCUCGUUUCCACGGUACCAAGUCUUUGUUACCUGUAAAGACUCCAAUGGAGUGUCAGAAGAAGCUCCUAUACCUUCUGUUUUAAUUACUGUAUUGUCCAAUCGAAAACCUUCAUUUGCAAGUCCUAUUGUAAAGCAAGUUAUUAAUGUUGGUUUAAACGCAUCAGCACUGCCAAAUUCCCUCCAAUAUAAUAUAACAGCUAAUGUGAUCAAUGACCAAGCAACUGAUGUAUUAUCCUUCUCUGUCAGAAACACGGAGCCUAAAGUGGAUUAUUUUGACGUCAAUGAGGGUAAGAUCAGUGGUGUCUCUGCCGAUGAAGCUUCCAGAACAGAUGCUGGUCAGCUUUGUGCCUCAGUCUCAAAUUUCUUUCCAACAAUUGCCUCUACUGGUAUAGUGACCAAUAAAAUAGAUCUAAGAACAGCCACAGUUUCUCCUAUAGAGUUAACCAUUGAUGUCAGUGAUGGCUUUAAUUCAGCUGAAAGAUCAUUAACCCUUGAAUUUGAACUCCUUAACAUGAAUCAACGCCCAGAUAUUGUCGGCUUACCAGCAACACUUAAUGUAGAUGAGGACACCCAGACUUUAAGAUUAGUUGAUUUAUCUGUGACUGAUGAAGGUGUACCAUUAAACAACGUCAAGCCAGAUUGUAUCGUUACACCGACUGGUGGCACAGAUGUAUUUGACUUUGUAACAAGACCGAUAUCUUUAAAACCAAGAGGAACUCGCUUUGGACGUACAUUUCUGGACUUCGAAACAACACCAAAGUAUAUCAUAACUUGUACUGUAUCUGAUGGAUUCCUCACCUCUCAGGGGGAAGUUCUCACUGUUAAUGUGAACAAUGUUAAUGAAGCACCAAUCUUCAGGGAAACUCUGUUUUAUUGUACCAUGGAUGAAUCUAUGGCAGGAGAAUCAGCAUGUAAUUUAGGAUUUAAUAUAAAAGAUCCAGAAGGUAACCAGUUUAUAACCAGGUUAUUUCAAGAUGAUAAUAGUAACCGAUUUGCCCUGACCUCAACCUCUAACAAUCUGAAUAAUGAUUUCUUCGGUGAAAAUGAUCGAUUGACCUUCAAUACUAAUUAUGAUGUAGACGAGGGGCGCAUGCCAAGUCGGAUGAGAUUAUUAAUACUUGGGGCUUUUAGUUUAUUGAUGAUAAAAAUGGGGGACAUGAUAGUCCAGGUGACCCUGUUUGUGAAUGCUAUAGAUGAGUUUGGUGCUACAGGUACAGCUACUAUUAGUGUGGUUGUAAGAGAUGUCAAUGACAACACUCCAGAGUUUGAUCUGAUUAAUACUGCUAUAGAGGUUGACUAUUCUACCAAUACUGGUUUAUUAGGUGUGAUAAGAGCCAGUGAUGAUGAUGAUGGUACCAAUGGUGAACUAGACUAUAGAUUAGUCAGUGUGGUACCACCCAACGCCAUCAACUAUGUUUCUAUAUUAGGGAAUGGAGAUAUACAGUAUAUACGACAAUAUCCAGACAGCUUGGCCGGUUCUAGCGUUUAUUUAUCAGUGGAAGCCAAAGAUCGUGGUACACCAGCUAAAUCAUCAACUGGUACUGUAGUUGUAUCUCUAAUAGCAACCACUACUACAUCCACUACACCAUUACCCACGACAACGACCACUAUCUCCACUACAACCUUAACAACAACAACUGAGGCGGAAUUCUUUGAUAAAUCAGAAAACGUUGCUAUAUUUGCAGUACUGAUGGUAUUACUAUUGCUGUUGCUAUUAUUAGCAUUAUAUUUUUGUUUUCGGUGGUGUAUAACAGGAAGUUGUACUGGGGGUAGCCCUGGAGGAGGAGGAGGUGGUAUGUGUGACUGUUGUCAACCAGCAGCGCCACCACCAAGACGAGUCACUCCUAUAGUGUAUGAGGAAUUUCCUCCAGUUACGUCUGGGGAUUAUAAAGGAGAUUUCUGGAGAUCAGGUGAUUAUUAUGAAAGUGGAAGACCAUUUUAAAGAUGUUAAAUACUGACUGAACAUAUCAACUGAUAUUCAGAGCUCUACUUUGUAUUCAACCACAAAUAAAGGACAGAUACAACUCUACUGUGAUAUUCUUAUUCAUCUUCUCAAUGUCUAGUUGUUAUUAACUGUGUACUUAUACCUUGACUACAAUAGCCACAUUUCUUGUUUCAUGGGUGCUACAACAGCGAUUUGAUUGGAUUGUAUGUUGGCAUUUAAAGCCAAUCAGAGUCCUCGAUAGAAAGUCUGUAAAGCAUAAUGUUUACAGUAUGUCUGUCGAGGGCUCUGUUUGGCUGUAUUCUCUGGAAAACAAUCCAAUCAAAUGGCUGCAUUCUGUUCCACUAGAAUAGUGUCUAUUCUAAUCAAGGUAUAAGACACAGUUGUCUGACAUUGUGAAGAUGAUUCUUACCAUGAUUAUUUGUAUAUAUUUGUAUAAUUUUUGUACAACUUUGUAUAUUAAAUUUUUUUAUUUC
Lottia gigantea (owl limpet) is the source of this 2889-nucleotide messenger RNA. RefSeq lists its product as hypothetical. The transcript has 14 exons. Gene Ontology annotation, biological process: homophilic cell-cell adhesion. Gene Ontology annotation, molecular function: calcium ion binding. The record is from RefSeq and is a predicted model, not a curated record. The coding region runs from base 95 to 2413 and encodes 772 amino acids. Lineage: Eukaryota; Metazoa; Mollusca; Gastropoda; Lottiidae. Gene Ontology annotation, cellular component: plasma membrane.